AUGGCGAAAGAGAACCUCCUGAUCCUAGGCGGAACUGGCUACAUUGGCUCGUACAUCCUUGAUCAAAUCGUCAAAGCAAAAGACUCCUUUGGAAACAUCGCUAUCUUCACAUCGCCACGGACUGCAGAGGCUAAGUCGGGACUACUGGAUAGCUUGCGUGCCAAAGGGGUGGGAGUUAUUGUUGGAGAUGUCAACAAACCAGAAGACUUAUUGAAGGCGUUUCAAGGCGUCGAUACUGUGAUCAGCGCAGUCGGUCGAGUUGCAAUUGGCGAUCAAGUCGGAUGGAUCAAACUCAUGGAGAAAGCACCUACAGUCAAGCGAUUCUUUCCCUCCGAAUAUGGAACUGAUAUCGAAUUCGGACCCGAGUCUGCGAAUGAGCCACCACAUCAGUUCAAGCUUAAGGUUCGUGCAGCGUUGAAGGAGACAUCUGGAUUGGACUACACAUAUGUCGUUACUGGGCCUUAUGCAGAUGUCGGAGGAUACCUUGGUGCAGCGACGAAUCAUCCUGAGAUUGGAUCAUACAAUGUCAAGGAGAAGAAAGCUGUUCUCAUUGGAGAUGGGAAAGGGCCGAUCAGUCUGACGACACCAAACGACGUGGGAAAGUUCGUCGUCAAAGCUCUUCUCCACCCAGAAGCAUCCCGGAACCGUGCUCUAAAAGUCAACUCUUUCACCACCACACCAGCCGACAUUGUCGCCGAGUUCGAGAGACAAACCGGAGAUAACUGGAGCGUGUCAUAUACGAGCCAUGAAAAGCUCAGAGAACUCGAGAAGGAAGCUCAUGCCAGCAAGAAUCCGUCGGCUACGGUAUAUACGCUGAAGAGAAUCUGGGCUGAGGGUGGGACGUUGUAUGAGAAGAGGGAUAAUGCUUUGAUUGAUGCGGAUGAUACGGAGACGUUUGAGGAAGCUAUAAAAGCUACUAUUGCGUCUCAGCUGGCUUCGUAG
This is a messenger RNA of Cadophora gregata, 942 nucleotides long. RefSeq lists its product as uncharacterized. The record is from RefSeq and is a predicted model, not a curated record. The transcript has 3 exons. Gene Ontology annotation, molecular function: oxidoreductase activity. The coding region runs from base 1 to 942 and encodes 313 amino acids. Lineage: Eukaryota; Fungi; Ascomycota; Leotiomycetes; Helotiales; Ploettnerulaceae.